This is a messenger RNA of Oryzias melastigma (Indian medaka), 597 nucleotides long. Its product is annotated as cytochrome b-c1 complex subunit 10. Gene Ontology annotation, biological process: mitochondrial electron transport, ubiquinol to cytochrome c. The record is from RefSeq and is a predicted model, not a curated record. Bases 105 to 275 code for a protein of 56 amino acids. Lineage: Eukaryota; Metazoa; Chordata; Actinopteri; Beloniformes; Adrianichthyidae. Gene Ontology annotation, cellular component: mitochondrial inner membrane. The transcript is spliced from 3 exons.
AGUCCCAUGCUCGUACCGGAAGUGAUUAGUGUGCAUGCGCACUAGUAAGUUCUUUUCAGUGAGGCACGUCCUGUGUUGGAAGGGCAUCUCUGCUUAAUACCAACAUGAUUGGUAAAGUAGUUGGACAGAAAUAUGUGGCCAUCGCUAAGUCGUGGUUACCUACCUUGGCUGUUUGGGGCACGACAGGGGGUGUAGCCCUGGUCUACUUAACAGACUGGAGGCUGGUUUUGGAUUAUGUUCCUUACAUCAAUGGCAAAUUCAAAAAGGAUGACUAAAGAAGGUGAGAUGGCAUUUUUUGAGGUCUCGGAUUACGAACACAAAUGGACCCUACCUGUAUUUUGGACAUGGAAGUUUGCAGGAUCUCAUCAUCUUCAUCCACUCAACAUUCAAGUGUUCAUUAACAUUUGCCAAAAAAUGUUUUUGCUAUCAAACAUUUAAAAAUCAUGGAUGAAAGAAAAAGAAAAUAAACUACAAAUAUGAUUUCUGCUUCUUUUAACUGCUUGGUGUGAGAGCUUCUGUUUAUUUUGAUCUGUGUUGCAUGGGUGACAUUUGUUUUGUGGUUUUCAUACAAAAUUAAAAUGAGUAUAUUGUAUCCUG